Molecule: messenger RNA, 984 nt
Organism: Debaryomyces fabryi
Lineage: Eukaryota; Fungi; Ascomycota; Pichiomycetes; Serinales; Debaryomycetaceae
Exons: 1
Coding region: 1-984 (327 amino acids)
Source: RefSeq, a predicted model, not a curated record
AUGAAAUUAUCAACUACUUCUGCUGCAUUGAUCUUAGCAUUCACUGCAUCCAUUAACGCAGCUCCAGCUGGUACUCCAACCACAACCACUCUUAGCAAGAGAGAUGCUGAAAACAUCGGAAAGGCUAUUGCUUUGUUGAAUGACUACAAUGCUAAGAGAGAAACAAGUCCAUCUUACCAAUUAGAUGAAAGAGAUUACCCUAUUGUCACCACUGUUUUAGGUUACAUUAAGGACACAGAUCUUUCCUCCAAGAUUCUUUUAUACUUCGUUACUAACGAUUACUUUGCUCCAAUUGUCAAGGAUACAAUUAUUAAACUUAUUAAGAACGGUACCAUUAACUUGACUACCUUAUUCACUUCAUUGAACAAUUCAGGUUUAGCUGCUCAGGUCAUUGAAGAUCUUAUCAACGAUUGUAACUUCUACGGUGAAAUUUACAAAUUAGCUGGCUCUUACAUCAGUGACUUAUUCGACAAGAUCAAGAGCAAGAUUUCUAGCAUUGGUAGCAAGAGAGAAACCAUCGAAGAAAGAGCAUUGACUACUGCUUCCCAAAUUCCAGACAGUGAGACUGACGACUCAGUUCUUACUGAAUUAAUGGAAUCAUUAAAGAAAUCUGGUUUAGGUACUCAAGUUGUUUCUGAAUUAAUUGUGAACAAAGACUUUUUAUCAUUCGGUGCUGAAUUGAUUAAGGGCUUAAUCGACCAAAAGGCUAUCACUUUAGGUGAAUUAGUUGAUGCUAUCAAGGAUUCUGGAUUAGUUCCAUCAUUAUUCAAGCAAUUCUUUACUCUCGACACAUUGAAGACUGUUACAGUUAACGCUUUAGCUGCUGCUUUCAAUAAGUGUGGUGGUAGUAGUGCCACUGCUACUGCUACUUCCGAUUCCGGUUCUGAAACUUCCGCUUCUGCAACCACGGGUACUUCUACUUCUACUUCUACUGGUGGAAGCACUAAUCCAACCUGUAAGAAGAGAAAGAGAUCUUAUUACUAG